Messenger RNA from Trichoderma virens Gv29-8, 1392 nucleotides. RefSeq lists its product as uncharacterized. The coding region runs from base 1 to 1392 and encodes 463 amino acids. The record is from RefSeq and is a predicted model, not a curated record. The transcript is spliced from 4 exons. NCBI's taxonomy places the organism in Eukaryota, Fungi, Ascomycota, Sordariomycetes, Hypocreales, Hypocreaceae. Gene Ontology annotation, molecular function: acyltransferase activity, transferring groups other than amino-acyl groups.
AUGCCUGGGUCACCAUCCUCUUUCGUUGUUGGAGUUGGCAUGACGCCGUUUCUCUCCCCGAAAAAGUCAGCCAGCCUAGCAGCCAACCCUCAAUCAGACUAUCUUGAUCUCGCUGUUGAAGCUGGAGUCAAAGCCCUAUUAGACGCCGGCCUUACCUUUGAUAAGGUAGACCAAGGCAUAGGGUGCUACGUUUUUGGUGACUCAACAUGUGCCCAGCGCGUCUUCUAUAGCCUGGGCAUGACGGGUAUUCCCAUCCUCAAUGUCCACAACUAUUGCAGCUCUGGAAGCACUGGUCUUUGGCUAGCAAACCAGGCCAUUCGUUCUGGUGAUGCAGACUGUGUCAUGGUCGUUGGAUUCGACAAGAUGUAUCCAGGAGUUCUUCCGCAGACGCACAAGGAUCGCACGAAUCCUCUCUCUCGUGUCCUGGAUCUCUCCAAGACACAGAUACACGAAGCUGACCGCAAUAAACCGUCGCCGGGUUGGAGUCCCCAGCUCUAUGCCAAUGCUCAGGCAGAGUACCUCGACAGAUAUGGCGGAUCUGGGGGUGCUGAGAGACGUGAUUUUGCGCGCAUUACGGCUAUUAAUCGAGAGCACGGCACUCGUAACCCUUACUCUCAGCUGUCGAAAGCUGUUUCAGUUGAGGAUGUUUUGUCCAGCCCUGUGAUUUCUGGAGACAUUACACGUCUGCAAUGCUGCCCCUCAUCAACGGGUGCGGCCGCGGCGGUCAUUGUGUCGGAAUCUUUCUUGGCUGCUCAUCCCUACCUUCGCAGCACAGCCAUCCAAAUUGCUGGCCAGUCUCUAGCCACCGAUUCCUCUAAGCUUUACGAGUUAAAAAGUGCAAUUGAACUCAUCGGGUCCGACAUGACACGGACCGCAGCAAAGCGUGCUUACGAACAGGCGGGCAUUGGACCCAAGGAUGUCUCCGUGAUUGAGCUGCAUGACUGCUUCACCACCAACGAAAUGUGCGCUCUAGAGGGUUUAGGACUGGCCGAAGAGGGUAAAGCAUGGAAGCUGGUUCGAGAUGGCCUUAUCACAUACAAUUCAAAAGGAAAAGAGAAAGGCUGGAUCGUGAAUCCCAGCGGAGGGCUCAUUUCCAAGGGACAUCCCUUGGGUGCUACGGGAUUAGCACAAUGUGCAGAGCUUGUCUGGCAUCUUCGUGGAUGGGCAAAACGUCGCUCUGUCGCAUCGACGCGGUAUUGCCUCCAGCAUAACAUGGGCAUGGGUGGCGCGACCGUGGUGACGAUAUACAAGAGGAUAGACGGAGAAACAGCUCCAAAGAUUGAAGAUACGAAGCCGGAAGAAGAUGGACGGAGCCGCUUGGGUUAUAAUCCUGCCGAAGAGGCGCGAUCCAUAAGCCGCGAAGACUGGCAAAUGGAUGUAUCAGAAGACUGA